AUGGCAUCAAAAUAUAGAUAUACUCCAAUAAAAGAAGUACCCGAUAUUGUUAUUACCCCAAAUCAGUAUUAUCAAUCUAUUCCUAUUCAAUAUUAUUCUUUAAAUAAUGGUUAUCCCAAUCUUUUAGAUGGUUACUAUAACAAUAAAUAA
Dictyostelium purpureum is the source of this 150-nucleotide messenger RNA. RefSeq lists its product as uncharacterized. The transcript has a single exon. The coding region runs from base 1 to 150 and encodes 49 amino acids. The record is from RefSeq and is a predicted model, not a curated record. NCBI's taxonomy places the organism in Eukaryota, Evosea, Eumycetozoa, Dictyosteliales, Dictyosteliaceae.